Messenger RNA from Patella vulgata (common limpet), 2167 nucleotides. RefSeq lists its product as uncharacterized. The record is from RefSeq and is a predicted model, not a curated record. Bases 416 to 1030 code for a protein of 204 amino acids. Lineage: Eukaryota; Metazoa; Mollusca; Gastropoda; Patellidae. The transcript has 3 exons.
AUUAACGACUCCUUAUAAAAAUGGAGUUAUCUCCCAUUGACCAAUUUUUGACAAGGAAACAAAGGUUUUGAAAACUCGUAAAACAUCCGGGAUUGUUUGUUGGCUACUGUGUACUAAUAAUGACCCGAACGUAACAGUACGUCAGUAUAGAAUUAUCCACGAGAUAAACCGCCAACUUGUAAAUACAAGCAAUAUGAGGACAAGAUCUUACCCAUAACGCUUUCGACAACCCUUUUGUAUAACGUACUGACCUAUAUGGAUAUUAUAGUAAAGCCAUAGGCUAUAAAUAAAACCUAUUCAAAUUGCACAGUCGUGUGUAACGAUAGCCUAAUGCUUACAUGUACAAAAAUCCACUAAGACAGGAGGUAAAGGCUAAUCCUUUCUGAAGGUAAACCAGUAAACAAGUAACACCAAAAUGACAGAGAAAAAUGUUGAUGUGAUUGACAGUGACAAGGAAGUGAAUGGGGACAGUGUAAGUGAAAGUGAAACUAGUGAUGAAACAAACUAUCGGCUGUUAUCAAAAGAUGAUCUGAAAGGAAAGGAUCGUUAUGUCUAUUUUUAUGGAAAGGCGUCCGUAAUUAGUCAACAUCAUAAAUGUGAAUUUGAGAUUGAUGGUGUGAAGUUCUGUUGUGCGGAACAAUAUAUGAUGUAUAUGAAAGCAGUUACUUUUGGUGAUGAAAUAAUGAAGAAAACCAUAUUAGAAUCCACGCAGCCAGUGGAGAUGAAACGUUGCGGACGAAAGGUAAAGAACUUUGAUCUAGACAAAUGGAACGAGAAGGCUGUUGAUAUUGUAAAAAGGGGAAAUGCUGCUAAGUUUUCACAGAACAAAGAUUUACAGAAAGAGUUAUUUGACACUUAUCCUAAAAUUCUAGUGGAAGCCAGUCCAAGAGAUAGGCGGUGGGGAAUAGGAAUGUCUGGAAAAAAUGAAAAGGCUUGGGAUUCGAAAACAUGGAGGGGUAAAAAUCUUCUAGGAUAUGCCCUCACUGAUGUACGUGACCAACUCAUGCGAGAUGAAGAUUUAAUUGAUUGAUGAAUCUACAUAUUUUUAAUUUUGCGCACUGGUGUUGAAAAGAAACAAAUUUUUAAAGAUAUUCAACAUUUGUAAAUAAUUUAGUGUUAUGAAAUAACCAGCUUUAUUCCGAUCAUUUAAGACGAGAUUUCUAAUGUUAUGUAAUAAUAUUGACCUCACACCGUAAUUGUGUCAGUUAUUUAUAAAUAUAUCUAUUCCCUCUUAUAUUUUCUCGCCUUUUACAUGCAGUUUUUGUUUUGUUUAUUAUUAGAUUAUUAGAUUAAUGAAAAGGGUUAGAAUCCGUAGUGCGAACCCAUGACGAAAAUUAAGAGUUGUUUCCCCUGAAGUCGUUCAACGGUUUCGGGCAGUGUUUACUAUUUUAUUAUCGCUACUACGAUUUUUCUAUUGAUUGCUCAUUGUCUUAAUCUUUCGACCGUGCGUCUCACACGGCUCGUACUGUACAUGUUAAAUCUCACCUACCCUACAGUUUGAUCAUUCUGUAUAUCGUCAAAUUUACAUUUGAUAGAAUAUUGCCUAGGCUAACAAAACGAUUCUACUUUGCUGUUCGAUUGCCUGAAAAUAGUGCUCAAGUAUAGUUCAAGUCGUGAUGCGCCAUUUUAAGCAAGGGGAAUCACUAAGACUUGCAAACGGUUCAGUUCCGUUCAGUGUUUACAUAGAUAUGUGGAAGUGAAAUUUUAUAGAUCUUAGAAUAUGCUGCUCAAACAAGACGCCGCCAUCUUUUAUUGGUAGCGGAAAAACCUGAUGGAUAGUUUAAAUCCGAUUGAAUUCAAGUCAGGACAUUAUGUAAAGUGGCUGUUUUGAUUUUGUUUUCUUAAUUAAAUGUUAAAUAAUCAAUCUGAGUACCUAUUAACGCGGAUUAAGUCGUAAGAAAUUUGAUAUUUUAGCUACAAAUGCCAAUGGCGCAUGAGGGCAUAUUUUUAGCCUCAUGUCAUAUCUUUAUUAGUUUAAUAUGCGUGACUGUGACCGUGUAGCUAAUACUUUUUUUUAAACAUUUUGACAGAUCAUAUUUAAAUUUGAAUUUAAUAAAACUCCUAUUUUGUUUUCAUCUUUAUUUUGAUAAAUUAAAAACGUAUGAAUUGUUUAGUAAUAUUUAAAUUUUAUGUAAUAUUCUUUGCAAAAUAAAACCAUUUGUUUGUG